Messenger RNA from Cydia fagiglandana, 1837 nucleotides. RefSeq names its product transmembrane protein 234 homolog. Lineage: Eukaryota; Metazoa; Arthropoda; Insecta; Lepidoptera; Tortricidae. The record is from RefSeq and is a predicted model, not a curated record. The coding region runs from base 215 to 601 and encodes 128 amino acids. The transcript has 4 exons.
AUCAACAAAAAUCCAACCUCACUUUCAUCUGUCAUAGCUUUGUUGUCUUUUACACAAGUUUAUUAUAAUGUCGAUUAACUCGUAUAAUGAAUUAAUUACAGAAUGACGACAUCAAGUGAAAGUUCUCUUAGCAGCCGCAAAUCAGUGAAUCGAAACUUCCACUGUUGUCACCGUUAUCACUAAGUACAUUGUGCAAUUGCAUGACUCACUGGAUAUGUUGGACACAAUAGGUUUACUGGUGCUAACGGGUCUGCUGUGGGGGUGCACCAACCCCUUCAUCAAGCGAGGCACGAAGGGUCUGCGCGACGUGCGAGCUGGCACUUGGCCCGCACAGGCCUGGGCUGAAGUCUGCUUUCUGCUCGGGAAUUGGAGGUACGUGUUGCCAUGGCUGGUGAACCAACUGGGCUCGCUGGCGUACCUGUUCGCCGUGCGUCGCGCGCCGCUCUCACUGGCGGUGCCGGCGGCUAACGGGCUGGCGUUCGCCGCCACCGCCGCCACCGGAGCCGCUGCCGGGGAUCGGCCGCUAGACAGAGGUUCGAUUCUCGGGAUAGCGCUAAUCGUGGCGGGCACGGCGCUGUGUUGCUGGGACCAGGUGGACUAGCCUCGGCUGUUAUCAGGUUUUGUCACGUGAUAAAGAUGGCAUAAGACAUCAUGUAUGUAAGAUGUGAAUAAUUUAUUUUGACAGUUUGAAGUCUACGUUUUAUAACGGGGUUGUUAAUGUAAGGUAUAAAGUUAUGGAGGGUAGACGCUGUAUAAAAUGGUGCAAAAUAUUGUGACAUAAUUUUGACAGCUGUCAGAUGGAGUUGAAGUUGAACGGAUGUACGGCCUCCAAUAGAGUCCAUCAAGCUAACACAGCAGCAACUUGUACAGAACAAAGUGAGGGAGUGUCAUUAAACGUCAUAAUUUCAUAGACAUUCGACAUUGUCACACUCUGUCAUUGCAAAUGACAUGCAUAGUUAGCUUUGUCCGACUCUAACUAGGUUUUCAAGCUCUUACGUUUAAUUUGACAAUUAGCGCAGUACAGCGCCAUCUACGUCAGCUGUGAAAUUUGCGGCUACUACAUUUUGCACUAGGUACACUUAGUACCUUACGUAUUUGAGCAUUCCUUUGUCUGUGGAAGUAUUAAAAACAAAAUCUUUUUUCCAUAUACUUUAUUAAUUUCUCAUUUGUUUUCUACAUCUAUUUAUUGCGUCUAAAUGUUUCAAUAAAUAUUGCACGUCCGUACGUAUCUUAUUUAAUUACAAAUAAGUAGAGUUUAAUAGAGUCCAUCAAGCUAACAUAAUAGCAGCAACUUGUACAGAACAAAGUGAGGGAGUGUCAUUAAACGUCAUAAUUUCAUAGACAUUCGACAUUGUCACACUCUGUCAUUGCAAAUGACAUGCAUAGUUAGCUUUGUCCGACUCUAACUACUUUUUGACAAUUACCACAGUAUAGCGCCAUCUACGUCAGCUGUGAAAUUUGCAGCUACUACAUUUAUCACUAGGUACUUACGUGGUUGAGCAUUCCUUUGUCUGUGGAAUUAUUAAAAACAAAAUCAUUUUUUCCAUAUACUUUAUUAAUUUCUCUUUUAUUUUCUACAUCUAUUUAUUGCGUCUAAAUGUUUCAAUAAAUAUUGCACGUCCGUACGUAUCUUAUUUAAUUACAAAUAAAUAGGCACUGGAAAUAAUAUAUUUCGCAAAAUAUAAAAAAUAUACUUAAAUUCUACUUAUUACAUGCUUCAGGAGAUGUAGAAUUUGUUUCAAAUUUAAUUUAUAAUGUUAUGAUAGUACACAAGUCACGAACACAACUAUUACCUCAAUGUAUUUAAAUAAUACACCGAAAUACAAAUAUACUUUUA